UGUUGCUGUAGCUGUCAAGUUGAUGUUACUUGUGAAACCGACACACGAGCAGCGGGGUUGAAUUGCUUCACCGUAAGCAGCCAGACUCUCAGCCCCUAUCGUUAACAGGACAGUCCCAGUUCACAUCUUUUUAUUGCUUCUGGAGAGGGGAUCAUCCGCAGACAUGGACCUCGUCGGCUUCUUAAUGGCCCUGUUAUUGCCCAUGGCAACGGGAGAGGAGAUUGUGUUUAGAAGUGUCUCUGAAAGGCUGUAUUACAGCCACACUCCGAGUUCCGAAACCAACGGCCACAUCUUCGACAUGAACACCUCCCCCUUUCUCUUCUACGAUUACCAGUACCAGAUGUUCUUCAUCAAUGGAGCCGAGACAGACGGGAUAAAGGAACUUGGCCAAGACGAGGUGAACCACUUCAAGGAGAGGGCAAGCGGGAUCCAGGCCUGGGAGCAGGGCAUCAUCAAAGAAAUGAUGAAGUUCUCCAACGGUUCGAGUGUCCUGAAAAAGAAACCCACCAUCCACAUCUACACGGAAGACGACUAUGCUCCGGGGAGCUCGAACACCCUGUACUGUUACGCUGAGAACUUCUACCCUAACGAGAUCGAGCUCAGCUUCCUCAUCAACGGGCAGCCAUUCACCGGGCCUGUCCGAUCGUCCCCACUGGUGGUGGAGUCAGACUGGACCUUCAACGUCUACAAGUACAUUGACAUCGAGCCAAAGGACGGGGACACAUUCAGCUGUCGGGCAGCACACCUCAGCCUUGAUGGAGGGCUGACCGUCUCACUAGACCUGCUUCCUCCCGUGGCCACAUCCGGGAUUAUUGUCUGUGCAGUCGGAGUCAUAGUGGGAAUUAUCGGGCUGCUGGUAACACUGUACCUGAGCAGGGCGAUGCACAAAAGGCGGGGAGGAGAUUGCUCGGGGAGAUCCUCCAAUAAAUAACCUCCAGACGGGCAGAAAGACAGGAGAAGGGAAGUUUCUGAACACUGUCUCCUGAACCUGGGGGUGUGAGAAUUAAAGAUGUGAAAAGAAAAUACAAAAUAGAAACUGGUUUUAUAUUGUCCUAGUAAAAUAAAAUGUAAAGUUAGCACAGAUCACCAGUUUGGAACAAAGAUGUAUAAAAUUCAUGCACUCAGAGCCCGGGAGUGUGUGAUGGGACGGUGUGGAGGGAGCUACACUCUGUCUGACCCCGGGAGUGAGUGAUGGGAUGGUGUGGAGGGAGCUUCACUCUCUAUCUGACCCCAGGAGUGUGUGAUGGGACGGUGUGGAGGGAGUUUCACUCUGUAUCUGACUCCGGGAGUGUGUGAUAGGACAGUGUGGAGGGAGUUUCAAUCUGUGUCUGACCCUGGGAGUGUGUGAUGGGACGGAGUGGAGGGAGAUUCACUCUGUGUCUGACCCUGGGAGUGUGUGAUGGGACAGUGUGGAGGGAGAUUCACUCUGUCAAUCUUAGUCAAAGUUCAAAAUAAUAAACAAACAAAAAAUAAUUCAGAGAACACGAGUUGUAGAGUCCUUGAAAGUGAGUCAAUUCAUUGUGGAAUCAGUUCAGAGUUGGGGUGAGUGAAGUUAUCCACGCUGGUUCAGGAGCCUGAUGGUUGAGGGGUGAUAUUUGUUUCUGAACCUGUUAGUAUGGGACCUCUGGCUCCAGGAGGCAGCAAGAGGAGAUGGUCUGGAUGCUGUGAUGUGUUGGUCAAGGUGUGACAUGCAAUGAAAAAACUGCAACAUUCAACAAUUAUAGCCACCCAGGUCUUGCUCUUGUCUCCCUGCUGCCAUCAGGAAGGAGGUACAGGAGCCUCAGGACUCACACCACCAGGUUCAGAAAUAGUAAUUACCCCUCAACCAUCAGGCUCCUGAACCAGUGUGGAUAACUUCAAUUGCCCCUUCACUGAAAUAUUCCCACAACCUAUGGGCUCACUUUAAAGGACUCUUCAUCUCAUGUUCUCAAUAUUUAUUUAUUAUUGUUAUUAUUUUUCACACACUGUCCCAUCGCACACAUUCCCGGCAUCAGACACAGAAUGAAGCUCCCUCCACACUGUCCCACAGUUCUCCUGACCCAACAGUUCACUAUAGUUCUUACAUGUGAGAAGAUUCUGACAGUAAUGGCUGAUAUAAGCAUUGUCUCUGUGAUGGCAGUGUAGAAUUGGAAAGGAGGGGGAAGCACCAGACAGAUAUUCUGUAAUGAUCAAUAAACCAAUUGUUUGGAAUCAAAUGACACCGUGCCUCUCCCCCCCACCCCUGGCACUCCUUCUCUGCCACCUGUCCCACACACCUCCUGCGGGCUCCACGCUUACCAUUCCCAAUAUGCGGUACUGUGCAGUCUAUGCAAAAAAUGCAGUACCAUGCAAAAUAAUGCACCCUAGUUGUAUAUAUGUGCCCAAGACCUUUGCACAGAACCAGAUAUAAUUCAUUUAUUCACCAAGCACACCUACUCAGACUGCUGUCACAAGAAAGCAGCAUCCAUCAUCAGGGACCCCACCACCCAGGACAGGCUCUCUCCUCACUGCUGCCAUCAGGAAGAAGGGGUGACAGCCUCCAGGUUCAGGAACCAUUAUUGCCCCCUGACCAUCUGAUCCUGAACCAGAAGGGACGACUUCACUUCGUCUCAUUCACCCCAUCACCGAACCACCUCUUGUUGCUACCUUCACUCUUGCCACGGCAGAAGAAUUGGUGAUUUGAAGAUUAAACUGACAAAUCAGCCACACCCCCACCUUUUCGUUUGGUUAUCCUUCGUCCCGGUUUGAUUCCUUCCACAUCCAUUUCUGUUUCAGUUAAUUAGUUUAGUUCAUUCAGCUCAUAACAUCAUUGGUCGUUAGCACCUGUUAUCUUUGUUCAACUUACCCUAGGCUAGACACUGACAAAGUAAUCAAGUUUUAAUUUGAAACUUUCUAUUACUGAACAUAUUACUUUGUUUAAUGAAAUGAAGGCAUUUCUCUGUAACAUAUAAGGUUUUGGAAAAUGAGUGUUUGGAAAUCUAAAAUUUGCUCUUUUCUACUGAUACACUAAUGCAGAAGACAAAAGGUAAACAUUUCUCGGGAG
This is a messenger RNA of Hypanus sabinus (Atlantic stingray), 3022 nucleotides long. RefSeq names its product RLA class II histocompatibility antigen, DP alpha-1 chain-like. The transcript has 6 exons. The record is from RefSeq and is a predicted model, not a curated record. NCBI's taxonomy places the organism in Eukaryota, Metazoa, Chordata, Chondrichthyes, Myliobatiformes, Dasyatidae. The coding region runs from base 164 to 931 and encodes 255 amino acids.